Penicillium bovifimosum is the source of this 456-nucleotide messenger RNA. RefSeq lists its product as uncharacterized. NCBI's taxonomy places the organism in Eukaryota, Fungi, Ascomycota, Eurotiomycetes, Eurotiales, Aspergillaceae. The coding region runs from base 1 to 456 and encodes 151 amino acids. The transcript is spliced from 2 exons. The record is from RefSeq and is a predicted model, not a curated record.
AUGCCUAAACGUAAGGCUGACUCUGUCCUCGAAGGUAUUCCCAAGCUCCCCGUUGGUCGUGACCAAGUCGCUGGUCGCGUUCGUCAAGCCGAGUAUAUUAUUGCCAAUAGUUUUAUUGCUUCGGUGCCUUGUGAUUGUUGCCGCGAGUCCGACGAAGAGUGCGUGAUGGAUCGGAGUCGUCGUUAUUCGAAAUGUGCGUCAUGCACUCGUGCUGGCCGGGUGUGCAAACGGGAUUUCCACACCGGUCGCGAAUGGGAUUUGUUGCGUCGUGCGGAAGACAAACUAUCUUCCGAUAUUGAAAAGAAUGAAGAUGAACUCGAUUUGUUGGAACCCGAGUUGAACGAUCUGCAGUCUCGCCUUGCGGAGCUGCAUCAACAGUUGUUGAAUAAACAAAAACAAUAUCAGGAGGCCAUGUCAAGGCAGCGUCGGCUGCGGUUUCAAAAUGUCGGAAAAUGA